AUGGGGAUCCGCCAUUUUGACGAAACCCUACCGGAAAACUCCGGUAGUACUCUCCGUGAGUUAAUGAUGGCGGAACAUCCCCCAUCCCACCACAGAAAAAUUGUCAAGACGCUCUACAAAGCCCUAGCACACAGAGACACCAGAACCACAGCAAAGCUAGUGGCUCCGGAUCUCGAGUGGUGGUUCCACGGACCGCCGCAGUGCCAGCACAUGAUGAGAAUGCUAACCGGGGAGUCGAGGCAGUUGAAGUUCAAGUUCCGGCCGCGCAGCCUCAAGGCGGUCGGGGACCGUGUGGUGGCGGAGGGAUGGGAAGGUAAGAAGGAGUACUGGGUGCAGGUGUGGACUGUUAACAAGGAUGGGAUGGUGACUCAGUUGCGCGAGUAUUUCAAUACGUUGGUGACGGUGAUGGUUAGGGUUUCGGAGGCCGACGACGAGAUGGUGAAGCUGUGGCAGAGUGACUCAAAGGAGCGGUUCCGGCGUUCGUUGCCGGAUAUUGUGCUAGCUAUCUGA
Molecule: messenger RNA, 510 nt
Organism: Fragaria vesca subsp. vesca
Lineage: Eukaryota; Viridiplantae; Streptophyta; Magnoliopsida; Rosales; Rosaceae
Product: wound-induced protein 1-like
Exons: 1
Coding region: 1-510 (169 amino acids)
Source: RefSeq, a predicted model, not a curated record